Messenger RNA from Lepisosteus oculatus (spotted gar), 2180 nucleotides. RefSeq names its product radical S-adenosyl methionine domain containing 2 (gene rsad2). The record is from RefSeq and is a predicted model, not a curated record. NCBI's taxonomy places the organism in Eukaryota, Metazoa, Chordata, Actinopteri, Semionotiformes, Lepisosteidae. Gene Ontology annotation, molecular function: catalytic activity; 4 iron, 4 sulfur cluster binding. Gene Ontology annotation, biological process: defense response to virus; positive regulation of immune response. Gene Ontology annotation, cellular component: endoplasmic reticulum; mitochondrion; lipid droplet.
AGACGCUCAUAACAUUAAGAACCCUUUCACGUAAAGUUAUGGCAUAUUAACUGGUGACGUUUUAGCACUGUCUUGAGUUUCUAUUCUUGCUUGCAUACUUGUGCUUACAGAUAUUCGAACAAUGUAUUAUCAGAUGUUUUUAUUCUGGUGCAUUUUCGAUACCUACGUAUCGAAACUUGGCGCAGCUUGUAAACAGUAAUGUUACGCGCAACUCGUGACCUGUGCGAUAGUCUAUAAAACAUCGAAUGCCUCUUGUUAGUGGCACUUGUCACAGACAAAUACGGGGGAGACUGGACAGGUCUGGAAGUGAAAAAACAAACAAACAUGUUUGCCAUUGAUUUAUUUUUUAUGAAAAUGGUCCUGCAGCUCUGUAUGAGUAAUCUUUCCAAGGUCUUUGCAAGUCUGUCAGAGAAGGUCUGGAUCUGGAUCGGGGUGAGAAGUUUGCGAGGAAGCACUGCGAGAAAGACUGAACGAGACAGCUGCAAAGGAAAUAUCCAGACGCCAAUUCCAACAAGUGUCAAUUACCAUUUUACUCGGGUCUGCAACUACAAGUGCGGCUUUUGUUUCCACACGGCAAAAACGUCAUUUGUUCUACCAAUAGAAGAAGCUAAGAAGGGUCUGCGUUUGCUUAAGCAAUCAGGGAUGGAAAAAAUCAAUUUUUCUGGCGGAGAGCCCUUCUUACACGAAAGAGGUGAAUUUCUGGGACAGUUGGUUCAGUUCUGCAAACAAGACCUGCAGUUGCCAAGCGUCAGCAUUGUAAGCAAUGGAAGCAUGAUAAGAGAAAAAUGGUUUCAGCGAUAUGGGGAAUAUCUAGACAUUUUGGCGAUUUCCUGUGACAGUUUCAAUGAGGAGACCAACUCUCUGAUUGGCCGAAGACAGGGGAAGAAAAGCCACUUGGAAAACAUAUACAAAGUGCAGAACUGGUGUAAAGAGUACAAAGUGGCUUUUAAAAUUAAUUCAGUCAUUAACACUUUUAACGUAGGAGAGGAUAUGAGAGACUGUAUCAGGGAACUCAACCCAGUGCGCUGGAAGGUAUUUCAGUGCCUGAUUAUCGAGGGGGAGAAUGCUGGUGAAAAUGCCCUGAGGGAGGCUGAGAAGUUUGUCAUCAGUGACCAACAAUUCCAGGACUUCCUGGACCGCCACAGUGACAUGGAGUGUUUAGUGCCAGAAUCAAAUCAAAAGAUGAGAGACUCAUACCUCAUCCUGGAUGAAUAUAUGCGCUUCUUGGAUUGCACAGGAGGCAGAAAAGACCCUUCAAAGUCCAUCCUUGAUGUAGGUGUUGAGAACGCCAUUAUGUUUAGCGGCUUUGAUGAGAAGAUGUUCAUAAAGAGAGGUGGAAAAUACACCUGGAGCAAAGCAGAUAUGAAACUGGAGUGGUGACUUAUAGGAAAGCUUUUGUACACCAGCAGCAUAUACAGUAUUUUGUAUUCCAGAUAAAAUGUUUAGCGAUCAAAAUAUAGAAGAUUUACAAAAUGUAAAAUGUCGAGACUAAGAUUUUGCACUUAUAUUUUGUGGAAUUUUCAAACCUUGUCAUAUUUAUAUACAUUUUGCAGUGUAUGUUUUAAUAAUUUUAUACUUAGCACCAUGAUACAUUUUGUGUUAUAGCUGAAAAUGUAAAUAUAUUCCUACAUUUUGCACUUUAUAAAUAAGGAAUGUUUAUUUAUAGUAAGUGAUCCUGAUAAUUAACUUUUAUCUGCAGGCAUUAUAUUAUCAUUAUUAGUAGUAGUAAGAGUAGUAGUAGUAGUAGUUCAACAGAUUAUUUUCAUCACUUUGUCCUACCAUAUCUCCAGACCCCUGUAUUUGUUAUAUUCUCUCUUUACUUUUCUGCUGGCCACUUAACACUUCCCUCUCUUCAUUCUCUUGCCUCUGAUUCUCCUCACUUGCAACUCUGAGUAUCUACCAUCACCUUCUUAAGACCCACCUCCUGCUCAGACAGCAUCUGUCCUUCCUGUGAUCUGUUCCUUCUUACAGCACAUAAUCUGUCACCACAAAUACAGCCUUACUUCACACUACCCACUGUGUUACAUCAGAUGCCAUACCUGUAUUGAACUGUUCAGUUGUAUUAUAUGGUAUUUCUUAAUUUAAUUAGCUAUGAUUAUUAUUUUUGUAUUCCUGUGUACAGUAAGCAUUUGCGUUAUGUUGUGUUUUUUUUAAGAAUGUAUAAGCUAAAUAAUAUUUAA